UCUAGUUUGUGGAUUGGGGUGGGGUGAGGGAGAGGGGAGGUCUGGAUAAUAACCAGCUUCUUUGAAGUUAGAUUCUGUGUUUUUAUAUUUGUUCCCCUUGUUUCUGUAGGGAUGAGUUCUGAGAGCAGAAGUUCUAGAUUUACUCCACCAUGUUCAAACAAGUACAAUUUUUUGCUUAUUUAUUUUUCCCAAGUUUUUUUACUUCAUAGUCUCUUCGAAGGGGUUCUUUCAAGUAGGAAGGAGAGGGAGGGUUGGAGUGGUGACAGGAUCUAGCCACAUGGCUGAGAAUGAAGUAAAGGCAUUGUGUAAAAGUAGUGAGAGAGUUAACAGCUGUAGAGUGGCCUGAGGAGUAGGAAAGUCCUCACUUGGAGAGGUGGUGUCUUAGUUUCCUAGAGCUGCCAUAACAAAAAUACCACAAGUGAGUGGCUUUAAAGAAUAGGGAUUUAUUGUCAGUUUGGAUGCUGUAAGUCUGAAUUCAGAUUGUGGGCAAGGCUAUUCUUUAUCAGCUCUAGGAGAAGAUCACCAAUUUUCUCUUUCAGCUUCUAUCAGCCUCCAUAUUUCUUAGCAUUAGUUGGCUUGUAGACAGACCCUCACAUGGUGUCUUCUCUCUCUGUGUGAUGCUCUGUGUCUGUUUUUCCUUUUUUAUAAGACACCACUCAGAAAGAAUUGGGUUUAAGACCCACACUACUCCAGCAGGACAUUAUUAACAAUAAUGAAAGAAAACCCCUAUUUCUAAACAGUGUCACAUUCACAGACAUAGGGCUUAGGACUUCAGCAUAUCUUUUGGGGGGACACAUUCAAUCUGUAACAGGUGGGAACUUAGAGGGCUUGGCAUGUAGAAGGAGGUCUAUCUCUUUUUGUAGAAUAAACAAAUUAAUUGGAGGGACUUAAAUUCUUUACCUUCAUGGCUCUUUUCUUGCAGGGACUCAUGCAGUCAAAAUCUGAAGCCAAUGGAACUGCUGUUACUGAGUUCAUCCUGCUGGGCCUGGUGGAAACACCAGAGCUACGACCAACUCUCUUUGUACUCUUCCUCUUUGCCUACCUGGUCACAGUCGGGGGCAAUGUCAGCAUCCUGGCAGCCAUCUUGGUGGAGCCUAAACUUCACACCCCCAUGUACUUCUUCCUGGGGAACCUAUCAGUGCUGGAUGUUGGGUGCAUCACCGUCACUAUUCCCUCAGUAUUGAGUCGUCUCUUGUCCCACAAGCGUACAGUUCCCUAUGAAGCUUGCCUUACACAGAUCUUCUUCUUCCAUCUCCUGGUUGGGGUGGACUGCUUCCUGUUGACAGCCAUGGCCUAUGACCGCUUCCUGGCUAUCUGCCGACCCCUCACCUAUAGCACCUGCAUGAGCCAGGUAGUCCAGAGGAUAUUGGUGGCCAUGUCCUGGGCUUGUGCCUUCAGCAAUGCACUGACUCACACUGGGGCCAUAUCCACACUUAACUUCUGUGGCCCCAAUGUGAUCAAUCACUUCUAUUGUGACCUCCCACAGCUCUUCCAGCUGUCCUGCUCCAGCACCCAACUCAAUGAGCUGCUGCUCUUUGCUGUGGGUUUCAUAAUGGCAGGUACCCCCAUGGCUCUCAUUGUCAACUCUUAUGCCCAUGUGGCAGCUGCAGUUCUUCGAAUACAUUCAGUAGAGGGCAGGAAGAAGGCUUUUUCCACGUGUGGCUCCCACCUCACUGUGGUUGUCAUAUUUUAUGGUUCAGGUAUCUUUAACUAUAUGCGGCUAGGUUCAGUCAAACUUUCAGAUAAGGAUAAAGCUGUUGGAAUUUUCAACACUGUCAUAAACCCUAUGCUAAAUCCCAUUAUCUACAGUCUCAGAAACGCUGAUGUGCAGGGUGCCCUCUGGCGAGUGCUCAUGGGGAGGAGGACAGUGGCCUGA
Loxodonta africana (African savanna elephant) is the source of this 1876-nucleotide messenger RNA. Its product is annotated as olfactory receptor 3A1. Gene Ontology annotation, molecular function: olfactory receptor activity; G protein-coupled receptor activity; odorant binding. Gene Ontology annotation, cellular component: membrane. Bases 905 to 1876 code for a protein of 323 amino acids. Gene Ontology annotation, biological process: G protein-coupled receptor signaling pathway. The record is from RefSeq and is a predicted model, not a curated record. The transcript has a single exon. Lineage: Eukaryota; Metazoa; Chordata; Mammalia; Proboscidea; Elephantidae.